CCAUCAUACAUUUCAUCCACGAAUCUUUAUAAUUAAAAAUUGAACGAAUCACUUUCUUCUCAAAAAUUAAAAUUCCAUGAAAUUUCGUUCGAUCCAUCCAUCAUACAUUUCAUCCAGGAAUCUUUAUAACCAAAAAUCACUUCUUCUCAAAACGAGAAAUCAAAAUUCCAUGAAAUUUCGCUCGAUCCAUCCAUCAUACAUUUCAUCCACGAAUCUUUAUAACCAAAAAUCGAACGAAUCACUUUCUUCUCAAAAUGAGAAAUCAAAAUUCCAUAAAAUUUCGCUCAAUCCAUCCAUCACAAAUCCCAUCCACGAAUCUUUAUAAUCAAAAAUCGAAUGAAUCACUUUCUUCUCAAAACGAGAAAUCAACAUUCCAUGAAAUUAAUCCACGAAUCUUUAUGACCAAAAAUCGAACGAAUCACUUUCUUCUCAAAACGAGAAAUCAAAAUUCCAUGAAAUUUCGCUCGAUCCAUCCAUCAUACAUUUCAUCCACGAAUCUUUAUAAUUAAAAAUUGAACGAAUCACUUUCUUCUCAAAAAUUAAAAUUCCAUGAAAUUUCGUUCGAUCCAUCCAUCAUACAUUUCAUCCAGGAAUCUUUAUAACCAAAAAUCACUUCUUCUCAAAACGAGAAAUCAAAAUUCCAUGAAAUUUCGCUCGAUCCAUCCAUCAUACAUUUCAUCCACGAAUCUUUAUAACCAAAAAUCGAACGAAUCACUUUCUUCUCAAAAUGAGAAAUCAAAAUUCCAUAAAAUUUCGCUCAAUCCAUCCAUCACAAAUCCCAUCCACGAAUCUUUAUAAUCAAAAAUCGAACGAAUCACUUCCUUCUCAAAACGAGAAAUCAAAAUUUCUCUCGAUCCAUCCAUCACGUCCGUUCGAUCCACGAAUCUUGACGAGCCAGCCUCAAACUCGAAACUUUCCCUCCAAAAUUUUCACUCGAAACGGGAUGGAACGGGAUGCCGUAGUACCUCGUCCACGCUCGGCCAUGCUCGCAGGGAAGGAACGAAAAAGUCGUAGAAAGUCGCGCAACAUGUCUGCCGAUAAUGGGAAUUAGAAUCGCGGUAGGUCGUAUCGUCCGACCUAUGACCCCUCCGUGUCACGUCCUCUCUCCCUCCUGUGGCAACGAUCCCUUGUUGAAAAGUAGCCAGUUCCUCGCCUCGUUGUCGCACAACCGUUCCGAGAGCGCGCGAGCAAGCCGCUUUGGCGUUGUCGUCGCUGUCGAACACGCGCCACGACGCACCGCAAUUCAUCCCGUAAAUUAAAUUAAAUUAAAUUAAAAUCCGUGAAGGGUGGCGAAGGGGGUGGGUGGUGAAGAUCGGCGGCGAGAACAGCGGUGCCUGGCCCCGAUGCUGGCCCCGAGGAGACGAGGGACACGAGUCUAGGAGGAUAUUGGGAUCAGUGGGUUUAAUCGAGGGAAGGAAGCUGGUCGAGGACGUCGAGGACGUUGAACGAAGAUGAUGGCCCAAUUCACCAAGAGGCAAUGGCUCACGUUGAUCGUCAUCAGCAUCGCCGAUUUCGCCAACGCGAUCUGCGUUUCGCUCCAGGCACCGUUUUACCCGCAGGAGGCUGAGAAAAAAGGAGCAUCGCCAUCCGAGUACGGAUUAGUCUUUGGGAUUUUCGAGUUCAUCGUGUUCAUCAUCAGCCCUCUGUACGGACAAUACUUGCACCGAAUCGGGCCAAAGCUGUUGUUCAACGGCGGUAUCCUGACAACGGGCACCUGCGCCAUCUUCUUCGGCCUGUUGGACAAAGUGAACGGCCAUUAUCCGUUCAUAAUCCUUUCGUUCGUGAUUAGAAUCGUGGAGGCAAUGGGGAACGCUGCGUUUCUCACCGCAAGUUUCGCCAUUAUCGCCAAAGAAUUCCCCGAUAACGUGGCCACCACUUUCGCUAGCCUGGAGACAUUCUUCGGUCUGGGCCUGAUUGUUGGCCCAACUGUCGGCGGUAUUCUUUAUCAGGUUGGAGGAUACACGACACCGUUCGUUGUCCUGGGAUCAGCUUUAUUCACAACCGCAGUUAUGACCAUCUUCAUCCUACCGGUUCAUUCGAACAAUAAUCAAACCAAUCCCAACACAGUCGGCGUGAAGAAAGCUUUGAGAAUUCCAGGCGUAUUGAUCGCCACGUCCUCCAUAAUAGCGACCAGCAUGAGCAUAGGAUUUUUGCAAGCGACCCUGGAACCCCAUUUAAGGCAAUUCGACCUGAGCCCUAUAGUUCUGGGCUUAAUGUUCGUGAUUAACGGCGGCACUUACGCCAUCACCGCCCCCGCGUGGGGAUGGCUCUGUGACAAGCACUCGCAUCCGAAAGUAGCCACCGUAGCCGGUUGCAUCCUCGUGGUAAUAGGAUUUAUGUUAGUCGGACCAGCACCUUUUAUACCGUGCCCAACUCUGCUCUGGAUGACGAUCUGCGGUUUGGUUGUUCACGGUUUAGGUAUGGCUGCACAACUGGUUGCCAGUUUCACGGACGCUUUGAGAACGUCCAUACAAUACGGAUUCCCAAAUAAUUUAGAGACCUACGGUCUGAUCAGUGGAUUGUGGACUAGCACGUUCGCCCUCGGAGCCUUCAUUGGGCCCAGCGUGGCAGGAAUUUUAUUGGACAAUAUUGGAUUCAGAAAUGCCACCAUGUUCAUCGUACUGCUUCACAUGCUAGUUGGCGCAAUAGCAGCUGUGUUCCUGAGCACGUGCACCCUGAGACGCAAGCCUUACACAGAGAUCAACGCGACUACGGAGGACCCGAGGACACCUUUGACGGACAGUUGCCAAUCUCGAAGCGGAAGUUAUCGGCACCAGCCCUCGCCCAGGGGGGGGCAGGGCGUGCCGAUCGUGGACAGGCCGAGCGGGAUGAAUUCCUUGAUCGUUUGCAACAGUUACUCGAACAGGGCUGGGGCAUGGUCCAGGGCCUCGUACAGCGGCCGUUACUCGCACAGUUACGGCUCGAUCGAGACGAAGAGGUAUCUGGAGAUGACCACGUGACGGGUGUCGUUGUAAAGAAAAAAAAAAAAAAAAAAAAAAAAAAAAAAGGAAAAGAAGAAAAGAAGGAUCGCAACAUCUCGGAUAGGGUCGUGCCCCGCCAGUAUUGUCGCCCCUGAUUUUUACCCGUGAUUUUUCUCGGGUGGAGAGAUUCUCUGUUGACCUGUCGUUGUGAUAAAUAAAUAUAUGUACGGUCGAUUCUCGAAAAGGAAAAAGGAAAAUAUCGAAAAUAUUGAGGUUAUGUGAAGUUAAUAAAAAAUUGUUUCGAGUUGUGAAUGAUCGAACGAACGAAUGUUCGAGGCAUCUCAAAGAGGUGUGAGUUUUAACGAUAAUCUUUAUAACUCGAUUAAUAAAAAGCCUCGAUUGACGUUAAUAUUUCGUCAUUUUGUAGUAAUUUAGAUCUGUUUAGAAUUGACUGAGAGAUAGGGAUAUAUUAACACCCUGCGAGAGAGAAGUGGAGAGGCAGGUUAGGGGAAUGGUAAUAUUUUUUUUUUUUUUUUUUGGUAUCUUAAUAUUCAUUUCGAGAAUCUAUUUCGAAUGAUAAGAGGGAUUUUAUGAAUCGCAUUUAUGAAUCAAUAUAUUUGAUUCAAGUUGGAGUUUAGGUCGAACUUUAAACAAUUCAUUGAAUGGAAAAUAUUGUAAUUGUAAUUGUAUUAAUAUAAAUUAUAUUUAUAUUCACUUUGCAUAUCUCGUCGAAGAAAUAGUUAUAAAAUGUAUAGAUAAUAAUGUGUGCAAAAGUAAAUUGUGUAAUAUUUUAUUAUUCGUCAAGGUGAUAAUAAAAAACGAGAGAGGCGUUUCUUCGCGAGUUUGUCGAGAGAUAAAUUUCUUGUAAAAUUUAAUGAAAUCGAUGGAUGAAAUAUUUAAUAAGAAUAUAUUAUGAUCGAGUUAUAUAGAAGAAAUAUAGGUGUUAAAUUAAUCAAAUUAGGAUUUCUUUUUUUUUUUUUUAAUAAGAUCCUGUUAAUUAUUUAUUAAUAAAAAUGUAAUAAUUAUCCCAUAUUAUCGAUGAUUUUAAAAAUUUCGAAAUCACGAAUUGUGAACCAUUUUAAUAAUUAUCGAUUCUUAUUUAAAAAUAUUCUUAUUUAUUUAACAGAUAUAUUAUCUAAUAAACAAGUUGAACAAAAUGAAAUUAGUAGAAACUUAGUAGAAACUUUCUACUAUCCUUAUAUAAGUGAAGUAAAUCUUAUCGAUCGACUUCACUUCAAUUUUUAAUUGAUCAUGAAAAAAAGAAAGAAAAAAAAAACGUUUUUUCGAAACAGUUCAGGAACAAUUCUUAUUUGAUUCUUGUGAAAAAAAAAAAACGAAACAAAAGGUGGAGAUUUCUUCUAGGAUCGAAUCUGAGUGAAUUGUCAAAGAUAAAUCGAGGAAUUUGAUGUUUCAAACAGUAUUCAAACAAGAUACGGAUGCAAAUAUCGUUGCACUUCAAUCGAUUAAAAACUAUCAUUUUUAACGAAGGAAGAAUCGUUGGUUCGAUCAAUGAAACAAUUGAGAGGUUGAAAAAAAUAAUUGGAAGGAACGAUCAAGAAGGAUAAUUCCUUUCCAAUUUUUUAUUUAUUUAUUUUUUUCUUUUCUAGAAAGAAGAACGAAAAACUUUCUAAAUUAUAAAAUUUUUUCUCGAUUUACAUUUUUGUUUAGAUACAAAAAAAAAAAAAUUACUCAUCAUUGUAUCAUUGAUAAUUAUAUUAUAUCUGAUUAAAUCAUAAAGUCGUGAUUUGAAAUUUAAGAGAAAAAGAUCCUUUUUAUUAUGAAUCUUUCAAUUUAUUAUUAUUAUUAUUAUUGUUAUUAUUAUUAUUAUUAUUAUUCAACGAUGGAUUAUUAUUAUUAGCAAUUAAAAAAUGAGGCACGACCCUGAAAUAGAGAUCUCAUGUACAAAAAAGCGCAUUGUUUUUUUUUUUUUUGUAAAUAAACUCGUCCCCGUCUCUAAUUAUCGUCCAUCAGACAAAUCAUCCAAAGAAAAAUCAUGAAAAAUGUACUGUACAUAUUACAUGCUCGCGCAUGAUUUUAAUCCCGUCAUCACAUUCAAUGAAUCUCGUCGAUGACACGUUUUCGAUUAUGUAGAUGUCGUAUAAUCAAUCAAUUAAUUAAUUUUCAACGAGUUCUUUAAUAAAAGAAAAAAAUUUUUUAUUCCA
Molecule: messenger RNA, 5083 nt
Organism: Apis mellifera (honey bee)
Lineage: Eukaryota; Metazoa; Arthropoda; Insecta; Hymenoptera; Apidae
Product: MFS-type transporter SLC18B1
Exons: 8
Coding region: 1452-2960 (502 amino acids)
Biological process (GO): transmembrane transport
Molecular function (GO): transmembrane transporter activity
Source: RefSeq, a predicted model, not a curated record